UUUAGAUAAAGUUUCUAUAUUCAAAAUUCCCGUGAAAACAUGGCGGCGCCCAUCACAUGGAAAAGACUUGUGUUGUCCGUGUACACUCCUGCAUUUUCCUGGGUUUUUACGAGGAUUUCAGACCGUUUCUUCAGGACUCAUGAUCGGAGGAGAGGGUCUGCUGUGCUACUCUUGGCCCCUCUGCUGGCAGAGGCUGACCCGGCCCCCCUGGCCUCCUCCAGACCGCCUGGCUUCACUGGGGUCGAGGGCCUUUACUCUCGGUUCCACUGGAUGGCUGAUCACGUACCCGCGUUUAGGGUCCCUGGCGGCCACAUCCGCAUCCUCCACUCACCUGAUGAGUUUUAUCAGACUAUGAAGGCUCGGAUCAGAACAGCCAAGAGUCGUGUGGUCAUGGCUUCCCUCUACCUUGGCACAGGGCCUCUAGAACAAGAUCUCGUUGAUUGCAUGGAAGAGGCAUUAGAGCGUUCGCAAGGAAAAGAUGCACCUGAACUCAACGUGGAUUUUCUGCUGGAUUAUACUAGAGGUUCAAGAGGUAAACACAAUUCCCGCACAGUGUUGUUGCCGCUACUCCAGCGGUUCCCAGAGCAGAUGAGAGUGUCCCUUUAUCACACACCCGACCUGCGGGGUCUUCUGCGCCUUCUGGUGCCUGAACGCUUCAACGAGACCAUCGGGGUGCAGCACAUCAAGGCUUAUCUUUUCGACAACAGUCUCAUCAUCAGCGGGGCCAAUUUGAGCGAUUCGUACUUUACCAACCGUCAAGACCGUUAUGUGCUUCUGGAGGACUGUGGAGAGGUGGCGGAUUUCUUUGCUGAGCUUGUGGGAGCUGUGGGUGACGUUUCUCUGCAGCUUCGACCUGACAACAGCGUGGACACGAUGGAGGGGAUGGUGCAUCCCUAUAAAGGUAAUCGAGCCGAUUUCUCAGCAUCAGCACAGAGACGGAUCAUGGAAGUGGUCAACGCUGCCCGUGUCCGGCAGAACAUGCUAGAGUCAGAAUGCUCGGAAAAUGCGGACUGUGGUGAGACUGUGCCAAAUGACACCUGGAUCUUUCCUCUCUUGCAAAUGAAGCCUCUGGGGAUUUACCUGGAUGAGCAGGUAACAAAACGACUGCUUACAGAGGCAGGCGGAGACUCUGCAGUCUACCUGACGUCAGGUUACUUCAACCUGACAAAGACCUACAUGCGUCUGGUGCUGGGUGCUGCCACAGACUACAGGAUCCUUAUGGCCUCGCCAGAAGUUAAUGGGUUCUUUGGGGCCAGAGGAGUGGCAGGUGCAAUUCCCGAGGCCUACAUUCACAUUGCUAGACAGUUCUACAAUAAGGUGUGUCAGCUUGGUCAGCAGAGCCGCGUCCGCUUGCACGAAUACCAUCGUGCCGACUGGACCUUUCACGCUAAAGGGUUGUGGUAUUAUAUCGGAAGAAGAGACCGCCCGUGUCUCACUCUUAUUGGCUCCCCAAAUUUCGGGUAUCGCUCUGUGCACAGAGAUCUGGAGGCUCAGAUUGCCAUAGUAACGGAGAAUGAGGAACUUCAGGUCCAGCUGCAACAGGAACAGGAGAUGUUGUAUCAAAGAUCUACAGAAGUUUCAAGGUCAACGUUUAAUCAGCCUGACCGAUAUGUUAAGUUAUGGGUUAAACUGGUUACUCCACUUAUCAAAAACUUCUUCUGAGAGACUGGAGGACGGGGUUGACACAUCUCUCACUAUCUGAGGAAGAUUAAUGGUCCAGAUGAAGGCGAGCCCACGCUUGUGUAUUUUACAGUAUACACAGCCGUUUGUAAAUAUUCACAGUUUACUGGCAGUCUACGAGGAUGGAUUGAAAAGCAUGCCUGGCCUUGCAGCUAUCAGCUCAUUGAGUCUAUUAGCGACCAUUUGACUUUUCAACUUCUUUGUCACUCAUGUCAAGCAACAUACAUGAGCUGCUCAGUAGAAUAUUUACUGCAGGGUCAUGUGACUGACAUGUAUUUACAAACAGUAUGGCAGAUAUGAACCCUUGGUUUGAUGUGCAGUGCAUCUAAUGUAAGUGAUCAUAACAUUUAUUGUACCUGUUUUACUUAAUUUAACAUUUUGGUGUCUUGUCACUGGACUAAUCUUUAAUCUGUUCUACAAAACCCCAACCCGUAAUAGUUUUUUUUAACCUUGUUAUCUUUUGUUGGGAAUAUCAGACGUUACUUCAUAUGAAAGACACAGUAAGUGAGAAUAAAGUUCAUCUCAGGGGGCUCUGAAGUGCACAUGAACACACAUUUCAGCAAGUUCACCUUUAGUUACCUCAUUCUUAUUUAAAAUAUUAAUAUUUUCUGAGAUUUCAUUUUUUCCCUGGUUAUGGACAGACCAUCUGCCUUGACUCUCCAUUCCUUAUAAAGCUUGUCUUUAUAACUGCACAUUUGCUCCCCUGGAGGAUUUUGUUUUAUAUUAAAAUGAGCAAUCAGAUUUCAUGAAUUAUUACUGGAACUUGGAUUUUAAAAGAUUCAGAUCCUGACCAGACUUUUCCCUUAAAACAAAAUGCCUGCAAUGUACUAGAGAACCUCUGAAUUCAGUUGUAGCAUUUUCAUGACUGUGUUACGUUGCCCUUAGCUGGAAUAUGUCUUAUUUCAACAUCACUUCCAGAGCUUGUUUGAAAAAGUUGAGGUGCUGUGUUGGUUUUAAAUGAAUGACAAAUGAUAAGAAAGAAAGCCUUAAAGGUAUAAAACAGAUGUGUUAAAAACAACACAUUUUGUGAUCAGUUAAUGACAACACUUUCAUGUGGUACAAACAAUGUGUUAAAAUGAAUGCAUCCAUUUUAAGAGUGUAUGUGUUAUUACGCACAAGUCUCCUACCAAACUGAAAAAAUACUCUGUACUUUGUUUAUUUUGCCAAUGUAAUGUACAAAUGUUUUUAAGAAUAAAAAGUCUAA
Messenger RNA from Triplophysa rosa, 2884 nucleotides. Its product is annotated as CDP-diacylglycerol--glycerol-3-phosphate 3-phosphatidyltransferase, mitochondrial. Gene Ontology annotation, biological process: cardiolipin biosynthetic process. Gene Ontology annotation, molecular function: CDP-diacylglycerol-glycerol-3-phosphate 3-phosphatidyltransferase activity. The record is from RefSeq and is a predicted model, not a curated record. The transcript has 11 exons. Gene Ontology annotation, cellular component: mitochondrion. The coding region runs from base 40 to 1662 and encodes 540 amino acids. NCBI's taxonomy places the organism in Eukaryota, Metazoa, Chordata, Actinopteri, Cypriniformes, Nemacheilidae.